AUAAUUUUUUCAACUUUGUAGUGUUCUCAAAUAUAACAUAAUGGAUUCUGAAGCCGUGACUAAAAUUAAUGAAGCCGACAACUCAGUAUCGGCUGAAAAUUCCAAAGAAAAUGUUCCGCCCGCAGCAGUUGAAAAAACUAGUGAGCAAGAAAUAGUUGAUAAAAUUGACAAUCAAGUCGAAAAAACGAAAAAUGGAGAGGCUGUUGAAAAAGAAAAGGAACUUGUUGGGGAAGUUGAAGAUGAAGUUGAAGAGGAUGGCGAGGGAGCUGCACAUACAGAGACGAAAACAACAACUACGGUGAUUGUUACUAAAAAGGACACCGAUGUUGAGAAUGCUAAAACAGAAACAAAAACAACAACUACGGUGAUUGUUACUAAAAAUGAAACCGAUGAUGACAAUGCCAAAGCAGAAACAAAAACCACUACUACAACAACUAUUGCUGUCGUUGACGAAAGUCCUAAAGCAGAAGUAGAUGAAAUAUCAACCGAAAAGAAACCAGAGGAAACGCUUACUGAUACAGUUGAUCAAAAAGAAUCAGUAGCUGAGGAUCUCGAGGAGUCAGAAGAGAGUGACGAUCCGUCUGAAGAUGAGCAGGUUGAUGACGAAGAGGAGGAGAAAGAAAAAGAGACAGCGACAAAAUUAAAGACAGAAAAAGUUGAAGAUGUUAAAGUUUCAGAACCCAAUCCUUCAGUGUCUGCAAAUAUUCAACAAGCCGAAGUCAUUAAGGCGGAGGAAGUUAACAAUACGAAUAAGGAUAUCAAUAACCAAAUCGAGAACAUCAUUUCCGAUAUUGAUAUUAAUAUAAAAGCCCAAGAGAAAAUAACACAGCUUAAGGAACAGGAGCUUGCACUGAUCCAGAAACAAAAGGAACUGGCCAACCAGAUUCAUCAGCAACAGAUUUUAGCUCAAAAAUUAAUUGCCGAAAAUCAAUUAAAGGAGCAGGAGCUGAAAUCACAGCAGAUCCAACAACAACAACAAUUGGAUUUUCUAAAGCACCAACAAUAUAAGGAUGAAUUUGUUCCGAAAGCAUCCGAUGAAUAUGCAAGUUCUUAUAAUCAACAACACGAUGAUUUUAACAAUUUCAAGGAAUCUUCAAAUGUAUCGAGGACAGUUGAUUUGCGCAAAAUAUUUACUCCAGCUACAGAUGCUCCCCAAAUAUUACCCAAGAAUCGAAAGCUAUAUGCCUCAUCAGCAUUUUAUUCUCCAACAUUGCAUCCCACUGUGGAGGACCAGGUUGAACUUGCCCGUCGAAUCUCACAUUCAUUGAGUGACAUAAGCAAUCAAACUUCUAAGGGUCAAUCAAUGUAUGUCAAUCGAAAAAAACGAUCAGUCAAAUGGGUUCACGAAGGUUCUGCUCAAGGGGAAGAUGACAUAAUUGAAACUAAUUCACUAUGUAAAGAAAAUGCGGAAGCAAAUAUGAAGCAGGAACUAACAAAGCUGGACAAAAUGCCAUUAAAGCUAAUUAUGAAUCCACGAGGACAAAUGCGCGACUAUAACUCACUAAAAGAAUCAAUAAAUAUUGAAACAGGGCUUUUAUCACCCGACAAUUGUGCUGAGCUAAUAACUGCGCUGCAACUGCAAAAGGGCCGAGGAGCUGAGCUUUUUGCAAAACGUCGUCGAAAGGCUGAAAAUUGGGUAGUCGACGAGACAAAUGCGGGUACUCACAGUCCAUCUGGUAUUCCAGAUUUUCAACAAUAUCAGGCUAAGCCCUCGACGUCUCCGAGUAUUUUGCCAGCAUAUUCGGAUGCUGGUAAACAUCGUGUUCAACUCAAUUUACAUCAGGAUCAACUGAUUGAGAAAUACUCAAAGCCGGGCGUUCAGGUAAUUAAAUCGCCCUGGGAAGCCGCUCUUCAGACCGGCUCGGCCAGUUCUGCCUUUGUGCAGGACCAGAAAUAUGGUAACCAAACGCCGAUGCUGACGCCGACGCCGAUGGCCUCAGUCGCGUCACCCGUGCAUUUCAAUCAAGAUGUUAACGAUUUUCCAGGAUCGACUCAGUCGCACCAUUCACGACCAAUCCCGGCAAUGAACUACGCUACACAGGAGCCGCAUAAGAAUAACUUUGAUAAACGCUUCCACAAUCAACCAAUUCAGCCGUGCAAUCCUCAAAGAGAACUCGCCUAUAAGCCAAGUGUGGCACAGGGCUGGGGAGGUCGAAAUGUUGAGUUACCCAGAGAGUAUUAUCAUCAAGAAUUUGAGAACUAUAAUGCAGAUGAUAUGAAUUGCUAUUACAUUGAUCCCAAUGAGAAUAAUAUCUUGGAGCAUCAGAAUACAACACUUGGAACUGAUUUACCUUACUAUUCAAAUAAUCAAUUUAUUAAAAGACAAUCACUUCUCAAUUUCAAUGAUGAAGUGCAGCAAAGACUACAACAAUUGGAAUACUUUCAACAAAAAUUGGCUCUCGGUCUUGGUCUGGGUCUUGACCUAGAGAACAAGCCUAUUGGAAUGCCUUGUGGUCAUAGAGCCUUGUCCACGGACAGUCUAAAUAGCUCAGUGAAUUACCAUUCUCAUAAGCCAACUUCAACUAAUCGAAACCUAAAUGUAAAUCUAAAUCGAGUAGACUGUGAAUCAGAAACGACGAAGCAAACAACAUCACAAAAUAAAGAACAGGAAUCCGAAUCAGAAAAUAUUGAAUCAGUUAAUGUACGUGAAUUGAUUUACUCAUUUGAGCAACAAUCAUUAAGAGAUCACGAAGAGAACAAAUGCAAAGAGAGCAAAUCAAUUGUAUCUGGCGAAGAGCGACUAAUUGCAAAUGAUUCCAAAAUUGCCAAUAAUAAUCCAGUAUUGGAGAGUGCAGUAAAUCAGAUAGAUACCUGUACAACAUCGACAACUACUAUCAAAGGCCUUUAUGUACCCAAGGAGAUCUCUCUGGCUAGUUAUGCACCACCUCCAGCUCAGGCUUCACACAGUUACCAAGGUGCUCCAAAGGUCGAUUAUGCCAAGGAAUAUUCGAGUGGGGCUGGAGAGGCGUUUAGUGGAUUCCCCAUGUCAAAUACCACGUCUGGCUUUUACUCAUCGCCACAAGCACAGACCCAGACACCUAAGCAACAACUGUAUGCUCCACAGAGUUACCAGAAGGUGCCAACCAGCUCUAUGCAGGCGGCACCACAGGUCAAUUUUAAUCCAUCGCCAUUGGCGUUCGAAAAACUAUCAAAAUUCCAGGAGUUUGAUCAAAAAAAUGCGGGUGUUUCGAGCCCACGUUAUCUGAACGUUAACAAACAUCAACCUGGCUUUAAUUGUGUGCGUAAUGUAACACCCACUCCUUUCGGAUCUGCUGAGAUCGAAGAUUGUUCAACUUUUGAGAAUUUACAAGGAUCGCCUGUUUCAACGAUUUCUAAAAAAUUUGACGGUUAUCAGCAACCGACGAGUGGUCAAAGCUUUAACAACUGCGCUCGUGGAUGGAUGAAUGGGGGAGGAUCUGGGGCUCAACGAAAUGGAAACGUCUUCCCUUCAAGAGGCCAAGCAGUCCCAUCAACUAAUCUACCCUACUCGGAUUUCUAAACAGUUAACGACAAAAAUAACAAUAUAUUUCAAAUGAUUUGUUAUCCCAUUACGAUUUACGACAUGCUAAUCUUUUAUUGAACAAACAAUAAUAGCCUUUACAUGCAGUACAUUAUUAUUUAUAAAUCUA
This is a messenger RNA of Drosophila innubila, 3629 nucleotides long. RefSeq lists its product as uncharacterized. Gene Ontology annotation, molecular function: actin binding. Gene Ontology annotation, cellular component: Z disc; nucleus; actin cytoskeleton. The transcript has 12 exons. Gene Ontology annotation, biological process: positive regulation of actin filament bundle assembly. Bases 41 to 3499 code for a protein of 1152 amino acids. The record is from RefSeq and is a predicted model, not a curated record. Lineage: Eukaryota; Metazoa; Arthropoda; Insecta; Diptera; Drosophilidae.